This is a messenger RNA of Xenopus laevis (African clawed frog), 3466 nucleotides long. RefSeq names its product TELO2 interacting protein 1 L homeolog (gene tti1.L). Bases 1 to 3300 code for a protein of 1099 amino acids. The record is from RefSeq and is a predicted model, not a curated record. The transcript has 8 exons. NCBI's taxonomy places the organism in Eukaryota, Metazoa, Chordata, Amphibia, Anura, Pipidae. Gene Ontology annotation, cellular component: cytoplasm.
AUGUUUACCCGAGUCCCCCCCACCGGCCCAGAACAAGAUGGCGGCUUCACCUCUCACCCCAGCACCGCGUGUCACGUGGGGCGGAACGGAGAGACGCGUUGCCGAGACAACCCAGCGCACAUUUUUCACGUCACUUCCGCACGGGAAGCCUCCCUGUGUGCGGCAGUAUGGCUUAAAGGGUACACGUUGAACACUGAGAUGGCAUCACCAGCAAAUCCACAAAGUGCAUUCAAAAUUUUGCGUCCUUACUGCGUGAAGCUGACGCAAGAGCAAACAGUGCAAAAUGUGAAGUACCUACAGGAACAGAUAGAUGAUGUUGAGGCAUCCACACUGCAAGAUCUCUUGGAGUACAUACUGUUUCCUCUACGCUUCACCUUGAAAACCCCUGGUCUCAAAAAGCCUGGCCUUGUGCAGGCUGUGUUGGACUGUAUUUCCCAUCUCCUCUCACUCACAUGUCUAAAAAACCCAGACACUCUACAAGAGAUGUUCAGUGAGCUCUGCAGCUGCCUUCCUCCUGAUAAAACGGAGCCAGUCUCCGAGGAGCUGAAACUUAGUGUUGUGUGUGCUGUGCGCUCUUUGCUGCAUUCCUCCUGUGCGGAUAUCCUUCCAAUGCUAUAUAAGCCAGCCAGACUUCCUGAACUGGGAUUCACCAUCACUCUGUUGCUGAAACUCGCAGAGUUUGAAAAGUCCCGGCAGAUCCGAUUGGAAGCUUUAUCCUGUUUGGAGGCACUGCUUUUCCAGAAUGGAAAUCAAGAGACUGGAUUGGGUGAUUUGUUUGCUUCUUUUCUUCCUGGACUGUGUACAGCCUUAACUAGGAUCAUUUGUGGAGAUCCCAAACAGGGGUACAGAGUUACUUGUGGUGCUUUGAGACUCUGGGCUAAUAUAGUUUGCAUAGUAAUGUCUGAUGAAAUUCUAGCAAAGGUGGUUGAGAAGAAACCCACUGUCCAAGGGAUAUCAGGGCGGGUGGCAGAGCUUCUUGUGCACAGGGACAAGGACUGGGUCAAACAGACUGCUGGUCGACUCUCAGUUCACCUUUCGAAAAUCACAGAGCACUGCACAUCUGAUCCCCACUGGAAAGUAAGGCUGUCAUUGGUUGAAUUGGCUCAAGUUUUGCUAAGACAAUGCUGGGGUUCUUUAGGUGAGGCAAAUGGGAAUCUCCUGAAAAUCCUUGUGGGACAUACAAGUGAUGACAGAAAUGAAGUCAAGGCAAGAGCACAAGAGGUUUUGCUGGAGGUUUCCCAGGAAGGUCCUACAUCAAGGACACUGGGUGAGGUGUUGUCAGAGAAUCUCCACUCUCUUGCUGUGAGUCUUCCUCGACUGCUCAGUUCUCAGGAUGACCAAGGAAAACUGCACACAUUAGCACUUCUUAUUGGUUACAUUCAGUUACUGGGUCCCAGGCUCACGUUAACUUUGCACUCCCAAGCUCAUCUCCAACGCCUCUCUGCUGCUCUUUUGCAGACUUUGGAGCUAGAUUUGUGCUCUGUUAAAGUGGUGGAGUCUCGCCUCCAAUCCUCUGUUGCGCCUCUUCAGCAGCAAAAUCCCACCCUUUCUGUGUUUCAGCAGAAAAACUUUCGCCUCUUUAGAGACCUCCGCGUGUUGUGUUCUAUUGAGAUGGUCUGUCGGCUGUUGGGAUAUUAUGGAGACCUUUGCCUGCUAACAGACCAUUUCCUGGGAUUAUACAGGACACAAAGGUUGCCUGCCAUAAUUGUGCUGAAUCAGCUGGUGCUAGGUGCGGCUGGAAUUGAAGUGGAAGUACUUGAUGGGAGUAGCAGGGUACUGGAUGUAAGUGAGCUACUUGAUAUUGUACGCCCUCUUCUAGAAGAAUACAUAGAUCCAGUUAACUGGCAUCUGCAUGCCUGUCAAAGCAGUCAUGAGCUGGGGAAUGAAUUGGCAUUGCUCAGCCUUGGCUCUUCUGCCAAGCCCACCCUCGGUGAUAUGAGUGCCAACGCUUGGAAGCUUUGUCUUCAGCUGGAGGGUAUUUCCUGUUUUGCACGAGCAUUAGGAAUCACCUUUCGCCAGUUGCUCAUAUCUGCACUGUAUCCAUUGCUAGAGAAAGCUGGAGACCAAUCACUGAUGGUCAGUGGGGCCGCCAUGGUGGCAAUGGGGGAAGUCAGUCUGGCUUGUGGAUACCAAGAUGUGAGCCAGCUGAUUGAGGCCAAUGCAGACUACUUAGCAAGUGAAGUCUCCAUUGGACUACGUCGCCUUCGAUGGAAGUACGGGGGCCCCCCGUGUGUGUUACAAGCAAUGCUGCAAAACUCUGGCCCCAGCCUUCUGCCUUUGCUUGGGGAACUUGUCCAAGAUUUACUGUCAGCAUUGGACCAGUCUCAGGAAAAUGGCGUCAGGGUUCUACUGCCAGUGCUGAAUUCACUAGUCGAUCACUUAGGGAAGUGGUACCCCCCAGAAGACAAACCUUUGGUGCCACAGUUGAAUCAAGGACAACCCAACGUUGGGAACUUGGUUCAGGAAAUACAGGAAUUUCUUCAGGAACAUGUAAAGCAGCAGCAGCUGGCAAGAGGAGAGUUCCAAGAGGAGAAUGAAGAAGAGCUCCAUAAAGACGACAAAGAUGUACCUUUUGAACCCAAGCCUGAUGAUGAUGAGAAGCCACCAAUACCCACUCAUGUCCAGAUCUCCAAAGAAGUGGCCGAGAAAUGCACACACUUUCUUUCCCACAGUGACCCACAGAUCCGAAUGCAGGCUUUAGACACCCUGCGGCUUUCACUGCUGUCGCUGCAAACACAGGAGAAUGUGCUUCUGCCUCUUGCACACAAGAUCUGGCCCUGCCUGGUAAAGAGACUAUUACAGGAUGAGCCACUCAUACUGCUGCGAGCCUUUCAGGUGCUGGUGUGCCUAGCGGUCUCAUGUCGAGACUUCCUCCGGCAGCGUGUGUGCAAGGAUGCCCUUCCUGCAUUUCUGAAGUCUCUGCGCUCUCAGGCUUCCGUCAGUGUUCGAGCUGGGCCCAUCUACACACACACACUGGGCUUCAAACUGCAGCUAGCCUUGCUGGAGGGCCUGGGCACUCUUUGUGUGACUCUGGGACUAGGUGACAGCGAUCUGCUGGAGGUGAUAGAUUCAUGUAUGCUGUAUCUGAGCUCCAGACAGCCAAAGAAACUGCAGGAGGCAGCAAUAAGCGCCUUCCUUUGUUUUGCACAGCUUGACCCGGAUAUAGUGUGGCUAUACCUGUCCCCAUGGAUGAGCCUGCUGACACUUCCCCAUCCUUCUCUCAUACCUCUGCCUUGCACGUCUAGAGCCCGUGAUGAGUAUUCACACAAUGCAUGCAACCUCCUGCAAAGGAUUCUGUAAAACUGGGCAGAUGAUCUUUGACAGAGCGCGGGCAUUUGGCUGUAGAAAACAGCAGCAGUGGGAUGCACUAUAAUUGCGUUCGGUUGAAGUUCAGACUAUGGAGCUGGUUUCAAGAAAGGACAAUAUUCAAUGCACUUUUUGAUACAAUAAAACAAAUAUGAUUGUA